Molecule: messenger RNA, 456 nt
Organism: Parnassius mnemosyne (clouded apollo)
Lineage: Eukaryota; Metazoa; Arthropoda; Insecta; Lepidoptera; Papilionidae
Source: the annotation of a GenBank genome assembly
AUGAAUGUCGCAGCUGGAAAAUCUGUCACAAGCUGGGACAUAAAUAAAAACGUAACCAAGAAAAACACAAAGAGUAAAACUAGUGAAAUAACAAGCGAAAGAAAUUUUAUUGCAAACAGUGGUGAAGAAGUAGUGCAAAACGACAUACCAGAAAAAGAGGGUAUAAGAACCAAAAAACUCCACGAUAAUUCUUCGGAUUCAGACUCUGACUGCUCUGUGCAGUAUGCAGAUUCUUCGGACUACGAUUCAAUUGAAGACAUGCAGGACUACUUAUUGAGACAACUGACAGAAGAUCAGAAAAUGGAGGAAAAGGAAAAAGAUGAACAAAUGACCGAAUUGGAAACGAAAGGGCAUGAAACAGAAAGCUUGAGAACAGAAUAUGACAAGGGGAAAGAAGAAUGGUUAAAACAGGAAAUAGAGGAUCAAAUUAAGGAAUUGGAAAAAAAAAGGAUAUGA